UCAUCUGGGACGACAGCGGGCACAGAGUCACCAAGCUCGACAGCAGGCGCCGAGUCACCAAGCUUGACAGCGGGCACCGAGUCAUCUGGCACGACCGCGGGCUCCGGGGCGUCAGGCUGGACCACGGGCACGGGGCAUCAGGCUGGACCGCGGGCACUGGGGCAUCAGACUGGACCACGGGCACCAGGGAGUCAGGCUGGACCAGCUGGAUCGCGUCAUCAGGCUGGGGAGGAUCAUCAGGCCGGGGAGGAUCAUCAGGCUGGGCAGCAUACACUGGGUCAUCAGGCAUCCGGGCAUCAGGCUGAACAGCGGGCACCGGGGCACCAGGCUGGAUAACAGAAGGUGGGUUCUCAGACAGCAGGCUGACCG
Molecule: messenger RNA, 369 nt
Organism: Staurois parvus
Lineage: Eukaryota; Metazoa; Chordata; Amphibia; Anura; Ranidae
Source: the annotation of a GenBank genome assembly